AUGCUUUCAAUGAGCCGUCGAUUGUCUCUUCAUUUCAAUCCAUUUCACGUCAAUUCUCUUCAAAACCGUCUCUUUUAUGGCCACAAAUUGGCGCCCGUUUUGUCGUCGACCAGAUGUGGCCCACAAUCGAGACAAUUGUCAACCAGUGAUGACCAGAAGGAGGCCUUUGAGUACUCAAUACCACCGCUCAUGAAGUUUACCCCCAAAGGGAUGCCUAAUCUGUUCUACGCUCUGAAGAAUCAGUUCAUUGCUGUGUCCAUCAUAUCAUCCAAUUUAGCCAACGAUCACAUCGAAGGCAUCAAAGAGAUGAUCACCGAAGAGGCUUACGAAGAAGUGGUUAAGAAUUUCUCCGAUUAUUCAUUACAACAGAAAUCACUGCUCAAAGUGAACACCGAAGACAUACUCUUCUGCUAUCCCUAUAACAUCCAAAUCAUGAAACAAUCGCCCGAUUCAGUGACUGUUAAGAUAUUUGUCGUUUUUGAUUGCGUUUCGGGAAUCAAUGACUUAAUCCAAAAUCAUAUGUCAAACCAAAACUUCAAAUUUAUGAGUUUCAAUAAAUAUAUGCAAAACAAGAUUUGCUUGAAUUACCAAUUUAUCCGGCAUUACAUGAAAGACAAUCAAAGCGAUUGGAUUGUCGACAAACUACUGCACAUGAAAGACAAAGAUAUACUCAAAAUGUAUCGAUUGUUUAGAAAGUGAUUGUUAUUUUCUGGCCAUUGAAUGUUACGGUAAAUAAAUAGUACGUAAAGCCAUCCAUUA
Medioppia subpectinata is the source of this 759-nucleotide messenger RNA. NCBI's taxonomy places the organism in Eukaryota, Metazoa, Arthropoda, Arachnida, Sarcoptiformes, Oppiidae. The record is from the annotation of a GenBank genome assembly.